Molecule: messenger RNA, 527 nt
Organism: Alnus glutinosa
Lineage: Eukaryota; Viridiplantae; Streptophyta; Magnoliopsida; Fagales; Betulaceae
Product: heavy metal-associated isoprenylated plant protein 47-like
Exons: 2
Coding region: 1-372 (123 amino acids)
Molecular function (GO): metal ion binding
Source: RefSeq, a predicted model, not a curated record
AUGCAGCAAAAAAUAGUUAUCAAGGUGCUAAUGACCUGUGACAAAUGCAGAACCAAGGCCAUGAAGAUUGCCGCAAAAACAUCUGGUGUGAACUCGGUGGCAAUAGAAGGUUCUGAUAAAGAUCAGUUGGUGGUGAUUGGCGAAGGUGUCGACACGCCUAACUUGACCCGCUCGCUAAGGAAGAAGCUGUGCUAUGCGGAAAUAUUGAAGGUGGAAGAAGUGAAGCCAAAAGAAGAAGAGAAAAAGCCGCCGUUAUGUCCGAAGUUGACCCUCUGCCAUCAAUAUCCACCAUUUCCUAUGUACUGUGAGCCCAUGUACUGUGAACCCCUCCGCUGUGCCUCUUCAAGUGACGGUGGCUGCUUUAUCAUGUGAUCCAUAUUUUCUGAUUAUUUGCACCCCCGAUUUAUGAGGUCUGAUCCAUUUUUCCUCUUUGCCUCUCUCGAUCAAGUUUAGUGUAAUAACGACGUGCAUGUCACAGAUUAUUAUUGUUAUUUUUUUGUUCUCUUGGCCAAUAUUGGCUGGAAUAA